Molecule: messenger RNA, 1178 nt
Organism: Linderina pennispora
Lineage: Eukaryota; Fungi; Kickxellomycota; Kickxellomycetes; Kickxellales; Kickxellaceae
Product: guanine-7 methyltransferase, isoform CRA_d
Exons: 3
Coding region: 132-1124 (330 amino acids)
Biological process (GO): 7-methylguanosine mRNA capping
Cellular component (GO): nucleus
Molecular function (GO): mRNA 5'-cap (guanine-N7-)-methyltransferase activity
Source: RefSeq, a predicted model, not a curated record
CACGAUUUUUGGGGAAUGGACAAUAAGCACGGAUCCUAUCAUUCCUUCUACACCCGCUUUCUCAUACACUCACACACCCUUCGCAUCAUACAUAGCCAAUACACAGCCAGCACGGGGCAGCAAUAGCUUGUAUGAACCAGAGCAAGCGCAAAUACGACGACAGCAGAGCCAGCGACAGCGAAAUGGAUGAUGCAAAAUACAUACGGAUUGACGGCGCUGGGGAUGCACAGGCGCAGCGAGUCAAGGCGCUGAGCAAUGCCGAGCAAGUGGCGGCGCAUUACAAUUCGCGGCGCGAGCUUGGUGUCCAAGGUCGACUGCAUACGGCAAUUACUGGACUUCGUAUAUUCAACAACUGGGUCAAGUCCAUCAUUAUCCGCCAAAACACGUUCCGCGGGUGCAAGGUGCUUGACCUCGGGUGUGGAAAGGGUGGCGACCUUCGCAAGUGGAGCUUCAGCAACAUUGGCGAGUACGUGGGCAUGGAUAUUGCUGGCGUAUCUGUCAACCAGGCGCACAAGCGCUAUCUGGAAAUGAAGAAGCCGAUAUUCCCUGCGCGCUUCUAUGUGCAGGACUGCUACGGGGAGCCGCUUGAAAAGACGCUCCAGCCGCCCGACUACCAGGCUGACGUUAUCAGCGCCCAGUUCUGCCUGCACUAUGCAUUCGAGUCCGAAAAGAAGGCGCGGCAGAUGAUGCACAAUGUGUCCUCACAUCUGGCGUCGGGUGGCAGGUUCAUCUUCACCAUUCCGAACGCCAACUGGCUCAUCAAAAAGCUGCGCAGCAGCAGCGACAACACAUUCGGCAACUCAGUUUACCGUGUUGAGUUCCAGCGGCGCGAGCCGAUCACCCGGUUCGGCUUCCCGUACUCGUUCACUCUGGACGAGGCGGUUGAGGACUGCACAGAGUACAUUGUGCACUUCCCCUCGCUGGUCAAGCUUGCCGAGGAGCACGGGAUGCGGCUGGUGUCCAGAGUGCCGUUCCACGAGUUCUAUGCCAGCAUGGUCAAUGACCCGAAUAACGUCCGGCUGCUUGAGCGCAUGGGGGUGGUCACCAGCGACCGGCCGGCACUGACUGACGAUGAAUGGGAGGCAGUCGGCAUUUACAUGGCUGUCACUCUGGAGAAAGCUUGAGUAGCGUGACUCUAGCGACGUUUAUUCGGUUAAUACAGUAAUGUAUGAGAGAAA